CAUAGCUUGAAUUGUGAAGGCGGUGUCAUUGAACUUAUUCAAGAAAUUAAAAAUGGAUUUAAUUGCGUUUAUAUUUUCCAAUGUUCUAUGUGUGGGAAGGAAUACCGAAAGAGUAACGAAAAAAUUGAAACUCUUAAUCAAUCAUUUGUUUGGGGAGCAGUCACGGCAGGUAGUUAUUACACUCAGGCAGCGCAUAUUACAAAUAUUAUGGAUAUACCCACUAUGUCCGCAAAUAUAUUUCGAAAUACCGAAAAGUUAUUAGGGUCUAUAUGGGAGGACCAACUCACUGACGAAAUAAACAAAGUUGGACAGCAAGAAAAAGCUAUAGCUCUUGAAAAAGGAAAUAUUAACCAAGAAGGCAUUCCAUUCAUUGAAGUUUAUGUUGACGGAGGAUGGGCUAAAAGGUCUUAUGGUCAUGACUACAGCUCUUCAUCAGGAAUGGCGUGCAUAAUUGGAAAAGAAACCAAAAAAUGCCUUUUCGUUGGCAUCAAAAAUAAAUAUUGUUACCAUUGCCACAUGUAUCAAAAAGACAACAAAGAUGUGCCAUCACAUUUUUGCUUCAAAAAUUACCAAGGUCCUUCUACUGGUAUGGAAGCAGCUAUACUAGUAGAAGGAUUUCAAAAAUCGGAAGAAAUGCAUGGGCUACAAUAUUUAUCCUUUGUUGGCGAUGGCGAUUCUUCGGUAUUUGCCCAACUAAAAGAAAAGGUGUCCUACGGUCGUUACAUCAAAAAAAUUGAAUGUAAAAACCACGUCAUCAAAAAUUACACCAGCGCUUUAUACAAGAUCCUUGCAAAUAAAAAGUUACCUCUAUAUGGGCGGAGGCUACUAAAGGCCAAAAUACAAAAACUGACUGUGGUCACAAAAAAAAUAAUCAUGCAAAAUCACAGUAAUCGCACACAUAUGAGAGAAGAUUUAAAAAAUGGCCCUUCUCACGUUUUCGGACAUCAUGACAACUGCAAACAUUAUUAUUGCAAAUUCACGAAUCCAGAAGUCAAAGAUGUUGAUAAUAACUUGGACGACAUGAAACAGAAGGCGCCAACCGUUUGGGCUCUUAUAUGUGCUGCCAAUGAAAUGGUCAUUACAAAAACCCACCGACUGUCCAACGAGACAACAAAUUGCGCAGAGAAUUUUAUGAGCAUUGUCAGCAAAUUUAAUUGUGGCAAGCGUCUCAAUCUCCACAAAGGUGGUUCGUACCAGCGAAGAGUUUACCUUGCAGGACUCACACAAAUCACUGGACAGCGCUGGCAUCAAAGGGCAUGGCACAGAUAUUUGUCAAGAUCACCUGGCCUAACGUUUAAAAAGUACAUAGAGAGAAAGGAAAAAAGCAAAGCCCGGCAGCAAAAUCGUGUAAGAAGGCGACUUUAUACUGUUCAUACCAAACCUGCCCAACCUGACAAAAAUUAUGGCCCAGACGCCCAAGAUGUCGUAGAAACAAUUGAACCUGAAGAGUUAAAAAAAAAUUGCUUGGAGAAAUUAUCUGAGUUCCAGAAAACUAUCCAAGAAAUUAAACAAAUUGCUGAGGAAACAAUUGGUCAACACGAAAAUGAUCUUUAUAAUUUGCAUCGAUGUGACAGAUUGACGGCUAGUAAUUUUGGAAUGAUAUGUAAACGUAGAAAUACCACUCCUUGCCAUAAUCAUGUCAAGCAGAUAUUGUACAAAAACAAUAUCAUGACAAAUGACAUGACAUAUGGGCAAAGAAAUGAGUCUAUGGCAAGAACGUUUUUUAUUGAAAACUACAAAAAAAGUGUACGACCAUCCGGUCUGUACAUUGAUGAGGAAUUUGGGUUUUUAGGAGCCAGUCCCGAUGGUAUUGUGGAAAAUGAAAGAGCAAUUUUAGAAAUAAAAUGCUUCCCCUCAUUGGCUAGGAACAACAAAACUAUAGAAAUGGCAGCGAAAGAAAAAAAAUUAUUCCCCCUAAAGAUAACGAAUGGGAUGUUGGAGAUGAAUAAAACUCACAAUUAUUACUAUCAGGUUCAAGGGCAGCUGCGAGUCACGAAAAUGGAGAAAUGCUAUUUCAUUGGCUUUGUAUCACCUGUACAACCAAUAACAGUUUUGGAAGUAACCAGAGAUGAGCAGUUCAUUUCCGAUAUGCUCCCGAAACUAAUUACAUUUUACAAAAAUUCAGUCUUGCCUGAAAUAAUAUUACGGAGGAUAAGCAAGGGAGCCCGGUGUAUUGAGUGCACCCUAUAA
This is a messenger RNA of Pectinophora gossypiella (pink bollworm), 2190 nucleotides long. RefSeq lists its product as uncharacterized. The transcript is spliced from 7 exons. The record is from RefSeq and is a predicted model, not a curated record. Bases 88 to 2190 code for a protein of 700 amino acids. NCBI's taxonomy places the organism in Eukaryota, Metazoa, Arthropoda, Insecta, Lepidoptera, Gelechiidae.